AUGCGUGUACCGGCGCGCCUCCGAACAGUCCGAGCAGCAACUGAGAACAGAGCGCAAUCACGCAACGUCAUUCAGAAAAUUGAAAAAGAAAAUGAGUCGGAUAAACCACCACUAUAUCAAAUCUACGAAGUACUCAAUUUUGAUGACGCCGAAGCGCAUCAUGGUCUCAACAGAAAUGACUUGAGAGGUAAUGCCUCCAUACCGGCAUGGAUCUGGCCCGUGGUGCGGCUGGUGCCGAACGAAGGGUUCGACAAACACCAUGAUUCGCCUGACAGAUUAAAACAGUUAUUGAAGAGUAGAUACUUCCACGAAGACGAGGCACCCUGGCACUUCCCAACAGUCGUCACCAAGCGAUACCCUUCCCUUAACGGUGUGGAGUACAGCGAGGUGCCCACGGCCCGCCCCGACUCGUCCACGUCGGCGGUGUGGUUGGCCGCGCCACUCCUCACUUUCUUUCUUCUGCUUCUGCUAGGAAUACUAAUAAGAAAGAUUAUUCGUUGUCUGCUAGCCCCACAACACAACACCUGCCUCCUCAUAGAGCAUUUAGAAGAGCAACAAAGGUCAAACAGCUUAGAUUUACCUGUCACCUCACAUGAACGAAACGAAGACGAUCUCUCCGUAACGCUCUCAGUUGAGUCACAAUACUCUGACCAGAGCGACAACGAAACUGACUUGCCGCCGCCUUAUUCCGAGUGUGGGACCAACCGCACUGAGACCAACAACCUCGCCUUCUCCGAGGAACUACCUCCGUCGUACUCCACAUGCCUUGAAACAUUCAACAGCAUAGAUGAUAUACUGAAGGUACACAAAGGGCUGAAUGUGGAAGAGCCACAAGCUCCUCCUGAAACAGCUGCACAUCUCAACAAUAUAGACGAUACAGAUAGAAGCAAUAUCGAACAAAAUAGUUCUAGAACAUUAAGUACAGUGGUUGAUACAACGAAUUUAGAUAAUAGACUAGUCGGCAGUCAAGGUGGAUCUGAAAAUGUUGAGUAG
Molecule: messenger RNA, 993 nt
Organism: Arctia plantaginis
Lineage: Eukaryota; Metazoa; Arthropoda; Insecta; Lepidoptera; Erebidae
Source: the annotation of a GenBank genome assembly